UAAUGACUGAUAGCUCUGAACCGCUUCCUCAGCCAGAUAGCCUCAUGAAUGCACUAAAGAGAUUCCAUAGCAUUGUCUCUGACGAAGAGAAGUACAUGUCAAGUAAGCUCAUAGCAUACAAUACAAGUAACGAAUUCUCCUUAAAGAAGAUGGAAGAGAUCCAUGGCAUCAAGAAAUUUGAACUGAUUAACUUCCCAUGGAUUGGCUACCAGCCUAAGCAAUGUGAUAUAUGUAGAGAGAAAGACUCAUGUGAUAAAGAUCCUCUAGUCCAGUGCUCUAUCUGUAAGUUCUACGUGCAUAAAAACUGUUACUCAAGACCUAUCUCUCCAGUGGUGUCCUGGAUCUGCCAAAGAUGUAUAUUUAUACUAGAGAAUCCAGACUUUUCUCACUUAAAAUUGUGCUGAGCCCUCUGUAAGUCUUUCAAAGGACUCCUGACUCUAGUCCAGAAUGAGUACUGGGUUCAUAUAGAGUGAGUAUUUUGGUGUCCAAUGCUGUCAUUCGAGGAUUCUGUGGAGAAAGACACUGUAAUAGGCAACUUUGACCCUAUUGCAGUGUCUAAAAAUAUGUCGAUUUGUCUAUAUUGACAAAAGAAAGGCAUCAUUCUCACAAAAUGUGACUAUCCAAGUUGUAAGAUUAAGUUCUGAACACGCUGUGCUGGAUUCUACAGAUGGAUUAUAAAAGGCUGCACCCAGAUGGAGAAGCAGGAAGGAGAGAACGGACAGCUUCUAUUUUGAGAGUUUCACCAGCAAGAAGGUAUUAAAAAGAUUGUCAAACAAAAACAAACUAAGCUCAGUGAGUUUUACUUGGAGGAUAAGAAGGUAUUGGAUGUCAUGGAGCCAAUAAACAAGAUCUCCGAGAGGCUAAACGAAGUAUGAAAAGCUAAUAAAGAGAUCAAGAGUCAAAAUAAGAACUUUAACCUCAAGCAUGAAAAAUUAGAAACUAAGGUAUGAACUCUUCAAAACAUAAGCAUUGCAGAUAAUCCUGGAUCUCCUUCACCCGAACUUCCAUUACAACCUUCUCUCGAAUCUCUAGGACUGGGUGGAAUAGAAAUAGAGUUUUCCAAGGAGAAUGAAUACGGAGGAACUGAUGCAUCACAAGUAUUUAAUACCUCUAGAUCCUACUUUGCACACAAAGCCCAUUGACUUACCAGACUCAAUCCAGAAGCUUCUCUCGCUUGCUUCAACUUGUCCUGAAAACGAAGUCGUUUCAAAAUUUCGCCAUUACUGUGCCAAUAGUGACAUCUUCACUUGUGACAAGUCCAUGAUUCUUUUGUACAAAUCAAAGCCUCUUUUCGAUAUAUUUUCAGUUGAGGCCAUCAACAAUGAACAUGAGGAAAUCAUCAGCCUCAUUAAAAUAAACACUUAAUUACUAGUAAGGAUUUUAU
Molecule: messenger RNA, 1384 nt
Organism: Moneuplotes crassus
Lineage: Eukaryota; Ciliophora; Spirotrichea; Euplotida; Euplotidae
Source: the annotation of a GenBank genome assembly